CAGGGAACUGUGUGGAGGAGGGGAGCUCAAACUCUGGGCACACGGUUUGCGGGGGGCAGCUGGUUUGCUGGGUCACCCUGCUUCCGGCGGGUCCGGGGUUGGGCAGCCGGGGCGGCUCCAAAGGACCCCUCGGCCGACAUCCCGCCCCCUGCCUCUCUUCCCUCCCUCCUGCCGCGGAGAAGGCCAGCUCCUCCUGCCUGAGUCACGGCGGGAGCUAGGGAGGAGCCGGGGGGAAGGCAGCUCCAGCUCAGAGAGCAGCCAGCAGCCGCAGGCAGAGCAGGCAGGGCGGUCGAGGGCCAUGGGGGAGAGCGCGCUGGAGCCGGGGCCUGCACCGGGGGCGCCUGCCGGGGGCCCCGUGCACGCCGUGACGGUGGUCACCCUGCUGGAGAAGCUGGCCACCAUGCUGGAGGCGCUGCGCGAGCGGCAGGGCGGCCUGGCUCGGAGGCAGGGCGGCCUGGCGGGCUCGGUGCUCCGCAUCCAGAGCGGCCUGGGCGCGCUGAGUCGCAGCCACGACACCACCAGCAACGCGCUGGCACAGCUGCUGGCCAAGGCGGAGCGCGUGGGCUCGCACGCGGACGCCGCCCAGGAGCGCGCUGCCCGCCGCGCCGCCCAGGUGCAGCGGCUGGAGGCCAACCACGGGCUGCUGGUGGCGCGCGGGAAGCUGCACGUCCUGCUCUUCAAGGAGGAGGCUGAAAUUCCAGCCAGCGCCUUCCAAAAGGCGCCUGAAGCCUUGGGUCCGGCGGACCAGUCCGAGCUGGGCCCGGAGCAGCCGGAGGCCGAAGUCGGAGAGAGCUCAGACGAGGAGCCGGUGGAGUCCCGCGCCCGGCGGCUGCGGCGCACGGGUUUGGAGAAGGUGCACAACCUGCGAAGGGCCCUUUCGGGCCGGAAAGGCCCCGCGGCGCCCCCGCCCACGCCCGUCAAGCCGCCUCGCCUCGGGCCCGGCCGGAGCCGGGAGGGCCAGCCGGAAGCCCAGUCAGCGCCAGAGCCUCCGGAGGCGCGGGACACCGAGGAAGAUCCCGGGAGACCCGAGGCUGCCAAAGCGGCUCCGCUCCAAACCGAGAGUGAGGCCUGAUAGCCCGCGCUGCCUUCCCCCCAGGUGCCUACGCCUUGUCCCAAAAUAAAUCCUUUUCAGAAGGCAACACUCACGCCCAAAUAAGGAGCGAAUGCAGCAUCCACUGCCCAGCUCUGCCCUUCCUCCUGGCUCUUUCUGCCUGCGUCCUUGGAAAGAGGAGCAGCAGCUCACACCUACUUGCGCUUACCAUCAAUAAAAGUCAUUUCAUCCAA
Chinchilla lanigera (long-tailed chinchilla) is the source of this 1284-nucleotide messenger RNA. RefSeq names its product protein kinase C, delta binding protein (gene Cavin3). Gene Ontology annotation, molecular function: protein kinase C binding. The transcript is spliced from 2 exons. Bases 299 to 1072 code for a protein of 257 amino acids. The record is from RefSeq and is a predicted model, not a curated record. Gene Ontology annotation, cellular component: cytoplasm; caveola. Lineage: Eukaryota; Metazoa; Chordata; Mammalia; Rodentia; Chinchillidae.